Nematostella vectensis (starlet sea anemone) is the source of this 3980-nucleotide messenger RNA. Its product is annotated as rap1 GTPase-activating protein 1. The record is from RefSeq and is a predicted model, not a curated record. NCBI's taxonomy places the organism in Eukaryota, Metazoa, Cnidaria, Anthozoa, Actiniaria, Edwardsiidae. Gene Ontology annotation, cellular component: cytoplasm. The transcript has 23 exons. Gene Ontology annotation, biological process: activation of GTPase activity; regulation of small GTPase mediated signal transduction. Bases 421 to 3324 code for a protein of 967 amino acids. Gene Ontology annotation, molecular function: GTPase activator activity.
UUUUCACUUUAGCAUGGUAUAUCCCAGAAGCUCAGAGCCAAGCGAUCUAUUCGUGUACAUCGCUCACAAUUGACCACAUAGUCAACGAGAACGUCACUCAUAGCUGUCAGUUGACCGAAACCAGCGAUCUAGUGUGAUAAUGGCUGAUGGAAUUAUUAUUAUGCAGAUUUUGCAUCAAUCAAUAUUUAUUCUGCAAAAGUUUUGAAAUGAAACAAGUUGAGAACUGCCGUGAAAGGUAGAUUAAGGGCCUCGCUUUAUCCCUCCCCACUGGUUUGUGCGAGCGAUUUCUCCAUGGCAUCUAUACCGGUGGUCAUAUCGUCGUUCGCCCGCGCGUGGAACCAAAGAUGGUGUUCCUUGGGGUGCUCCCCACGCUGCUAGUCCCUUCCCAGUGUCCAGCUCUUGGCCAGGGGCUCUAUAUCAAUGGCCUCCAUGGAUCAAGAUUAUGAAGAUGAGCUCUUUGAUUUACUUGGAAAAUUUCAGUCUGACCGCUUGGAUGAACAGAGGUGUGAGGCCCCUGCGCUCAAGAUAACAAGGUGGGAAGAAGACAGUGAAAAGAGACAAGGCAACAAUUACAACAUGCCGGAGAACUACAAUUUAAGGAGGUCAAGAGGCAGCAUUGAGCUUGAUCCUAUCAGAGAGGUGUUAGCUAGUGGGGGGCCAUACCCUCUGGUGGUGUUACCAGUGGGCGGGGAGUACUGGCUUGAGGGUAGUAACCAUCAGUAUGCCGUGCAGGAGAAUGGCAUGCCAAGGACACUGACACCUUACUAUGAUACACACCUUAGCUGUGUUAACAGUGAUGAGACAGUGGAAGGCUACAGGAAACACUUUCAGGGCAAAGAACACUUGAAUUUCUUGUGCGACGAUGAGAAACUUGGACCAAUUAUAAUCUCUAUCAAGCAAGAAGUUGAGCGGACAAGUGAAUCAGAUACUCAGGGGUUUAUCCGUGUUAUCAUCAGAACAUGUGAAAAAACAACAGUGGAUCUUCUCCCAAUUGAAAACCUCUCAGAACAGCCCAGUCCGAAGGAUAUUAUCAAGUACAUCCUUGGAGAUGAAGUGGAAACGUUGGAUCAAAUUCAAGUGAUAGCCCAUCCUCAAGCUUCUGAUAUGAUUGUCAAAUAUGAUGAACACAGUGCUUCUCGGGCCUUCAAGUUUGGUAUUAUUUAUCAGAAAUUUGGCCAGAUCUCAGAGGAGGAGUAUUUUUGUAACAAGCACCACAGUCCCGCUAUGGAUGAGUUUCUGCAAAUGCUUGGGCACAGGGUGCGACUCCAAGACUUCAACGGGUAUAAUGGCGGUCUAGACGUGAAGUAUGGGCAAACCGGGGAGUCUUCAGUCCACACUGAGCAUAACAACAAGGAGGUGAUGUUCCACGUGUCCACACUUCUACCAUUCAGCAAUGGUGACACACAACAGGUUCAAAGAAAGCGCCACAUAGGCAACGACAUUGUUUGCAUUGUGUUCCAGGACGAUAACACCCCCUUCUCGCCGACUUCCAUCCGCUCGCACUUUUUACAUGUGUUCAUAGUGGUUCAAGUGGAAGAACCAAACACGUCAAACACUAGAUAUAAGGUUUCAGUAACUGCAAAGGAAGAUGUUCCUAAAUUCGGCCCGAAGAUGCCGAACCCUGCAAUCUUUAGAAAGGGUCCGGAGUUCCGCGAGUUUCUCUUAGCAAAGCUGAUGAAUGCGGAAAUGGCGGCACUAAAGAGUGCCGAGUUUGCCAAGCUUGCUGAUCGCACGCGGACGUCGCUACUGAGGAAUCUUUACGAGGAGCUUCUCGAGAAAAACUCGCUCAUUUUCGGCGGCGCCACAAACAACGACGAGGCCGUGCCAAAGGGUAAGCUGCUGACCUCUCUUCGUAAGGCUAUUCGCGGGCGCAGCCCUAUCAACCGGACCUCGUCCAUGAGGGAAUCACGCACAUCGGAAGAGAAUGGAAACUCGUCGGACGAGAACAACAGCAAGACCGGGAAAAAGGGCAAAGAACGCAGAAAAUCAUCGCAGUCAUUCCUUUCUAAAAAGAAAAGUCCAAAGCUUACAAAGAGGGAAAGAAGUCUCAGCAAAAGCAUGGAGGCACUAAACUCCAAACUCGACCCGACACCUGAAGAUAAACGUUCCUCGACAUUCUUUAUCUCUGGGAGCCCCCCAAGGGAUAGGGUCUCCACAGGGUUACCAAGCCAAAGGCCCUUCACAAACACUUCUACCCUAACUAAAGAAGAACAUUCAGAGCGGACACUCUUCGCACGCUCCCAGUCAACAUCGGUUCUUAACACAUCGGAUAAUAGGAACGAGUUGCGAGGCGCAUCUGGUGGUCAGCGGUUACCAAACUCGUUGCCAAGGGCGCGGGAAUCCCGCGAAUCUCGGGAAGAAUUACCGGAGUAUGGCGUCACAUAUAUCGGUGGUUACUCAAAGCCGAUGAGUGACCGAGCGUCUCUGAUCAACAUCGGUAGUCCGGUGAGGAUCGUCAACUACGACAAGUCUCCGGGACUGGUCCGACGGAGUUCCGAACCUCAUGAGAUCAUCCGACCACAGCCCCAACGCGCGCAGCUGAUCAACCUUUUCCCGAAUGGGGACAUGUACGGGCCCCGACAGAUGCACCAGCUCUCGCAGCAAGUACAACACCAGCAGCAGGAGCUACAGCAACUCUACACGCAACGACACAAGCGUGACAACGAGCGUGACGGAUACAGCGCGUCACACCUACUUAGAAGUUCCGACUCGACCGCAAGUCGCUCGUCUUCCGAGGGUAACACUACCGCCGCUCACAGGACGCACCCCACCCCUAGUGGGGCGAUGUAUCGCACCCGCACAUCCCCAGAGGCGCAGCGCCCAUCACCCGACACUUCGCCAGUGCUCAUGCGCAGAUUGAAGAAGACCGCUGUCGUGUCGCCACUGCUCGAAGUGGUUGAAGGCAAUCGGCCCAGGCCCCGCUCUGUCCCGCCUGGGAUGCUUCUGUUUGAUCCGACGGAUCCCGAAUCUGAGGGGCUCUCACAGGUGUUGGAACGAAAUUCUUCAUCCGUCUGUAACGAGAAUUCUGAACAUAGCGGUAGUACCCAGUCCAUCAAUGAUCCCGAAACCACAGAUUCCUUAAUUAAGCAGAUCCAGACACUAACGAGUGACAACGUCAAGCUCAAAUGCGAGAAACUGGAGCUGGAACGGCAGAUUGUGCUUCUCCAGCGUGAAAAUAAGGCUUCAAAUGACCGCAACCAUCAAUACACCGCUGACUUGUACGAGGCGCGCUGUGAGAUUGCACGCCUGCGGUCACUACUGCCCAGCGAAAACGUACGACCCGAAGACGUCACAGGAACAAAAUAUCGACACACACGACUAUGACGUCACUCAAAGUCCCGUGACGUCACGCACUCCUUAACAAAGAUAUUGCGCCACCGCAUCGUCGCACAAGAAUAUGACGUCACGAUUUGUACUCUUGUACGUCAAGGAACGUUAUGACGUCAUGCACAAACAUCCUUGUUUAAAAUACGACGCAAGAGAACGCACGAGGCUAUGCGAUUCAACACCUACUUGAUGUAGGGAGUACCAGUUCAUGGGGUCUUACAUGGAGUACUACCCCAUACAAGAUUAAUCAUGGUCUCAGCCCAGUCUCUAUCGUUUAAUGUGCUAAAACCAAACCAAAGUCAAGGUGAAUUUCCUGUGUAGACACGGCCACUAAGCUCCCAUCAGCUUUUAUUGAAUGGUGUUUACCUUUUUGAAAGUGUAAUACCUUAUAUUGGGCUGGUGUUCCUUAUAAGAAGUUAUACCUUGUAUUACUGACUAAACAUGAUUUAGGCUGAUAUUGUAAAAAAGGAAAGUAAACAAGAAUGUUUAUUCCAUACAAUCAAAUACUUCUUUCUUCAUUAUGAUGAAUGUUUAAAUGUCCAAAUGUCAAAAGAAAAUUAUAGAAAUAUACAUGAUUUAAAACACCAUAGUUUGAAAACAAUAUUAUAUAUACAAUUAUCCUAUUGAAAAAUAAACGUCGAAUUCAGACUCAA